This is a messenger RNA of Aspergillus pseudonomiae, 2890 nucleotides long. RefSeq lists its product as uncharacterized. NCBI's taxonomy places the organism in Eukaryota, Fungi, Ascomycota, Eurotiomycetes, Eurotiales, Aspergillaceae. The transcript has 6 exons. The record is from RefSeq and is a predicted model, not a curated record. Bases 201 to 2297 code for a protein of 698 amino acids.
GAAGACCUCAUGUUAUAAUCCAUAUCUAUUAACAGCAUUUAUUUCAUGCGUUGCCUAGUAUCGAGCUUUGUCCAAAAUGGGAUUAACUGAAAGUAAACUUGUUCUUGCAAAACUCCAAGCUGAAUGUAUUACUGCAGAUUGUUGUGGGCGUCACGACAUACGGGACCUCCUUGCUGAUAACGAAUUUCUAAGCAAUUUAAAUGUUCUCUGGAAACAAGUGCCAGCUGUACCGAAGGCUGCAAUAUGCAAGAGUGACCGUCGUAAACCUACAAAUCCUGUGGCGCCCCCCGAUACAAGCGUAUCUAAAACACUCCUUUUUUAACGAAAGCGAUUCUAUUACACUUGAUACGAGAAUUCCCAUUGCUGGGUCAUACAAAUACCUCUCGGAACUAGGAGAUCGUGGGGAAAAGGAUACUUGGCGUGCAAGGUUCCUCAUGGUUAUAUUUUAUCGUCUCCUUAAGGCGACUGGUGGUAAAAAAAAGCAGGUGGCGAGUGUCAACAGAACUGUGGCACUCCUUGUAAAUUCAGGGAUUGUCAAUGAUAGUCGUGAACAGGUUAGCUUGCAUUGUGAUACCUGGGGCAAAAUUGGCAGGAGACUAGAAUUGCUCUGCAAAGAACUUCAAGGAGUAGGGGCCCAAGAUGAAGACGAGUCAGAUGAGGAAAGUAAUACAGUCGGUGGUUGCAGUCAACACAAUACUAGGAGGGAAUAUCUUGGGUUCUUAUUCCGAUUGCCUCUGGACAUGAGUAAUGACUGCUUAAGAAAGAUCCCUUUAAGUGGGGAAAAGCGGGCACCGAAGGUACAACGCCUAAGAGAUCGUGGCCUAUAUCCGGACCCUAAAUACGACGCCGUGAAUGAUCUAGCAUCCGACAUUUUCAAUUACCUAUGGGAAUGUAUUCGCAAGUCGCUAAUGCGCGAAGACUUUUUAUUGUAUAAAGAGCCAAAGCGCCGCAGUCAAAUUCCACCUCAUACUAAGGGUACCAACAAUAGCAGCAGCAGGGAUUCCGGAGUCUAUUCCAUGCCGCUGCAACCUCCAGGACACGUUACGUAUAUAGGAAGCACAACUAGAGGCAUGGAAGUAUCUCAUGGAAACGCGCAAGACACUGCAACGUACACGACCCUCAUCUCCGGAGAAGUAAGUGAACCCGCAUAUAUUGCGACUCAGACAGAGCAUAGCGUAUCAGACCAGCAGCCAAAUGAAGUCCAACCCUUGCUUCCCCAGCCGGAGCAUAAUACACUGCCCGGCUCUAAUAACUGCUCAGAGCGGAGUGAGACGGAAACGGAGUCAAGAAAUGUUAACCCACGACCUUACCUACAUUACACGCCAAACCAUCCUCUCACCCAGCAGUCUGAUACUCUUCCUGCUCAGCAUCCCAUUCAGGAGCCGCCUAUAGUGUCCCAAUCGAAUAAUCAGUUUGAACCUCAAAUGGAUGUGUCUCCAGGCGGAUUUAAUCCGCGACCAUAUUUACAUUACACGCCAAGCUAUCCUUUCACCCAGCAGUCUGAUAUUCUUCCUGCUCAGCAUUCUAUCCAUGAACCGCGUAUAGUACCACAGUCAGAUAACCAGUAUGAACCCGAUCAAAUGGAUAUGUCUCCAAGCGGAUUUAACCCACGACCAUACCUACAUUACACGCCAAGCCAUCCUUUCACCCAGCAGUCUGAUAUUCUUCCUACUCAGCGUCCCAUCCAGGAACCACAUAUUGUACCCCAGUCAAAUAAUCAGUUUGAACCUGAUCAAAUGGAUGUGACCCCAAGGGAGUUUGAUCCACGACCUUACCUACAUUACACGCCAACGUCUGAGGUCCUAGACAAUCCCUUCUAUCAGCAGUCAGAUACUAUUCCUGCUACUACUAUUCAUCAUUUGUUUCUCCAGCACCCACAUAUGGCAUUAUCUAGAUCAAAUAGCCAGGGUAUACCUCCCCAGGUUGAUACUAUACCUGGUCAAUUCAAUCCGCGACCUUAUCUAUACUAUACACCGAUAUCCGUUUCAGACCAAACCAGCCAACAGAACUCCGAGUCAAACCAAGUUACAUUCGACCAACAAACAUACUUGUCAACUUCUGGCCAAAGUAGUCAUCCUCAUAUCACCCAGAUAGACACGGCUUGCGGGCGAACUCCUAAAACUGGCACAAAUCAUUCCUUCGAACAUGAACAUCAUGACGCGAACUCAACGCAGGGAUGGAAAGAGCAGUAUCGAUUAGGCCCAGGAUGUACAGAGACACGGCCGGAUGCUUUGAAUGGGCUUAAUCGGCGCGGGAAUCAUGUCUCUUCUUCCCAAUCGAUAGUAAUAGUUGCAUAACCCAACUAAUUCUAUCUUUUACCAUGCUUGUCCUUCCAAAACAAAUAAAACGUUUCGAAUGAACUGGAAUUAAAAAAAGUAUCACCUCAUGUAAAUGAUGAUUGUCGCGCAGGAGCUAAGUGUUUGUUUAUCGGUGAUGUGUAUAAGAUAACCUUCAGUCAAUGGCCCUCCUGGUGUUAUGGUUGAAUCGCUGGAGAGAGGAACAAGAUACAUUGAGUUAUUCUCAUUGAUAAGAUCCUCUGCGGUCGGAAAAUGCCAGACUGUCCAUCCAAAUUCCGUGCCAAUGGACAGAAGGUCACGUAAUUCAACAACUUUUUUCGACAGGGCAUCUCCAGCAUACAUUAUUCUUCCAUCAUCGCUUCGGAGGCGGUCCACCUUUUUUGAAUAGGUCUGUUUUUCAGUGGCUGUUUCCCGUAUCAUCUCCUUGAUCUCCCCUCGAAUCUUCUCGGCAUCGGCACUCAAAGGACGUCUCAUUUUGGUGUAUACGAUGGUCUUAAGAAUAUCACGUAAAGGUUCACUUUAAUAAAUUGUGGCGAUUACCCGAGGACUAGUAUUCAUUAUGAUUAUGGUUAAUAGUGUGAGGGGCAUGGAGG